GCGCACCGCUCAGUCACUUGGCUACGUGUACCCGGUGUUUGUGUGUGGUUCAGCUGUCUCACCUCUGCUGGGUGCUAGCGGCCAUAGAAACACCUCCGGAGCCUUAAGAGCGACAGCAUGGGAGGGUCUCAGAGCGUGGAGAUACCGGGCGGAGGCUCCGAGGGGUACCACGUCCUCCGGGUUCAGGAGAAUUCCCCUGGACACCGUGCAGGGCUGGAGCCUUUCUUUGAUUUCAUUGUCUCCAUCAAUAAUACCAGACUGAACAAGGAUAAUGACACUCUGAAGGACUUGUUGAAAGCCAGUGUAGAGAAACCAGUGAAGAUGCUGGUUUACUCCUCGAAGACUCUGGAGCUGCGGGAGUCCACCGUCACACCCAGUAACCUGUGGGGAGGGCAGGGCUUGCUUGGUGUGUCCAUUCGUUUCUGCAGCUUUGAAGGAGCCAAUGAGAAUGUUUGGCAUGUGCUGGAAGUGGAGCCAAACUCCCCAGCAGCCCUGGCCGGCUUGCGGCCGCACACUGACUACAUCAUCGGAGCCGACACUGUAAUGAAUGAGGACUCCGUCCUGCAGUCAGAGGACCUGUUCUCUCUGAUAGAGAGCCACGAGGGGAAAGGCCUGAAGCUCUAUGUGUACAACACGGACACUGACAACUGUAGAGAGGUGGUCAUCACACCCAACACUGCCUGGGGAGGAGAGGGCAGCCUUGGAUGUGGGAUUGGUUAUGGAUACCUUCACAGGAUUCCCACUCGGCCUUUUGAAGAAGGGAAGAAGAUCUGCUUCCCUGGAAAUAAUCCCAGUGAGCCCAUCAGUCCACUGAAGGAUGGAUUCACUGAGGUCCAGCUUUCAGCAGUGUCUCCUCCUCCCGCUGCAUCUGCUGUCCCCACAAGCCUAGAAGAUGCACUGUCUGGCCUGUCAAUCAGCACAGCCCCACCCACCAUGCCCAGCGAGCUGCAGACAGGUUUGCCCACAGUCCCGCUGCUCUCCUCUUCCACCAGCCCCUCCCUCAGUCCCCUCAUUCCACUGAAUCGUGCCGCCACCAGCUUCAACCCUGCCACCACGCUACCAGGUCUGAUGGCCCUCCCAGGUGGCUUACCUCCUCUCCCUAACCUCCCCAACCUCAACCUGCCACUCCCAGACCUCAGUGCCUUGUCACUAGCAGGCACCAGCACUUUACCGCCACUGGGAACAGUCCCUCAUCUGGCCUCUCUCCCACCCCUCAACUUGCCGGGUCUGGUCCCGUUCCCCCCUCUUUCCACCAUGCUGCCCUCCCAGGUGCCUCCUCUCCUGCCUCAGGGACUGGCCCCUCUCUUACCCACCACCACCGCCGCUGUCACAGUCACAGCGGCACCUGCUGUCGCCCCCGCCGCCGGCUUCACGGCGUCCACGGAAGCCCUCCCAACGAACGCCACGGAAUCCCCAGCUCCCACGGAAAUAACACAAACGUCGUCAUAACCUGGGAAAGAAGAUCGCACCUGCCAUUAAAACCAAAACACACAUCCGGUUUCUCUUUUUCUCCUCCCCCGUCUGUCUUUAUCUGUGUUUUUUCUAUUUAUUUGGCCCAGAGGGACAGGCAGAACGGCUGCACUAGAUCAGACACAGGCCAGCAUGCUCCAGCUGUGGGUGAGGAAGCUUGUGUGGAGUGAGGAAGGAUGAAUGGAUAUGAAGAUUGGGGGACAGAUCUAGACUCUUACAAACAUUUUAUUAUUACCUGAUUGUCACGGAGCUUUCCUAAGCUACUGUAUGAGGAGGAAGAGGUCUACUCUUAGGUUUGUAGUUUGCUUCGCACUUCUGCCGUUACAUCAAGAGGAAAUAUCCAUCUUAAGAUUUUCCCCUUUUCUGAUCUGGCAAUCCUCCGUUUCAUAGUUAUAUAUGUAUGUUUUCUAUAUAAACAGUUUAUCUCAAUGGGGCUGGUGAUAAUUUGAAUUCAGAGAAUCACUUCCCUACAUCAUGUUACAAAUGGAAGUUCAACCAACCAAUCAGGAGUAAACCAUUAAACAUAUUAGACGUGGACACAGGAAAUAAUGAAGUACUGCUGUAUUAAAACAAUAGGUAAAUAUGAACAUGUUUUAUAUUACUUGUCUUAUCGUCCAGCCCUAACAUGUAGCCUUUUAUUAUUAGCUAAUAGACACCCCCAUUGACCAAUAGAUGAAUUUGAUUGACAUGUAUUAAUUGUUUAGUUAAGUGUUUCCACCCAAUGAAUGAAUCUGCAUUAUUUUUGCACCACCUUUGUGUUUUGAAAUUAUUAGUAUGUCCCUUUUUUUUUUUUGUAUGUGUCCAUGUUUGAACCCUGAACUCUCAGUGCACGUUGAGUCGACCACACGGUGACGGUUACAGUCUGAAGUACAUACCAGAAGAGACGCACGCUUACAGUCACAAGAGCUACUGAGUAGAGCUUGUGGUUGUUAUUAGGCUAAACGGGGAUGUAGAAAUAUUAAAUUAGACACUAGCGUCUCCUGGCAUGGUCAGAGCUAUUUGGUGAGCAGUGAUGCAGUAUAGGCACAAGGUGGUGCUGUAACAGGUUUCUGAAAACAUCUGCAGGAUGCACAGUGCAAGCAAUAAAGCCAAAUAAAUUUUA
This is a messenger RNA of Hippoglossus stenolepis (Pacific halibut), 2572 nucleotides long. Its product is annotated as Golgi reassembly-stacking protein 2. Gene Ontology annotation, biological process: Golgi organization. Gene Ontology annotation, molecular function: protein binding. Bases 118 to 1449 code for a protein of 443 amino acids. Gene Ontology annotation, cellular component: Golgi apparatus. The transcript is spliced from 10 exons. NCBI's taxonomy places the organism in Eukaryota, Metazoa, Chordata, Actinopteri, Pleuronectiformes, Pleuronectidae. The record is from RefSeq and is a predicted model, not a curated record.